AACAAAAUAUCGAUUUCUGCUGUCCCUGUAUCGAUACAUUAUUAGCAAACAAAAUAUCACGAUACUACACAGUAUCGAUUUUUUUCCCCCACCCCUAAUUAGUACCACAUACAGGAAGGGAGUGAAUCAGUUUGUUGUGAAGUUUUAUUUUAUUAAUGGCCUGUAAAAAGAGCCAUCAGUGUUUAGACGACAGUGGAAACACAGACAGCCAGCAGCCAUAAGGAACCCAGUUUCUUGACAGAAAUUCCUAGGAUUAAAAUAUGUGUCAUUUGCUUGGAAUGGCUAUUGCUGAAAUACAAUGUCACCUUUUUUAAUAUAUAAAUUUAUAUAUUGUUUGACAACACUAUAAAGUCUUGCGCUUUGAGUUUGGGGUGUGUAUUCAUGUCUGUGUAUUUUGCCAGAGUACAUUGUGAUUAUACUCAAGAAUAAAAAUGAAAAUGCCACAUCAGGAAUGAAGAGCCUAAAUCUCUGGGCAGCACAAAUCAUGCAAAGGUGCAUUUCCUUCUCACAAUAGGGAUUUCCACAAUGUCUCCCACCUCGGCAGCAUACCCGGCCUGGCAAUUAUACCGUGUAAUAAAUAAUAAAUUCUGUCCGGUUUUCCAUGGCAGAUGGCUUCAAAUAGAGUCGACAUGUGACAGAAUAGUUUCCAAGAAUCUCAAUGGAAUAAGCUUCAAGUAUCCAUUUGUGCACUGAGCAAUAAUAAAGGCUACAUUUACCCAGUUUAGAGUUCAAACACUUUCUUGAGUUUGACAUUCAUUUGGAGUUCCUGUUUGCUGUAAAGACAAAUGAAAAGUUUCCUUUCAAAUGUGAUUUGUGUUACUGUUUGAAAUGUAGAAAGUGAGAAAAAGCAAGUAAAGUAUCCCCAGUGUUAUUUCCAGACAUGGCUUAAUGUUCCCGUGUACCCCCACUGGUGCCUUUCCUAAUGGAUCAGAUGGCUGGGUCCAGAUUCCUUGUGCAAUGCAAGAUUAGUUUGACAUGGCUUUUAGUAUAGUAGUGAUUUCAUAUAGAAACUGGGCCCAUCUUGUUAGAUCUCAGCCAUAAAUCCAGUUUUGUUCCUUCUGAAAUGAAGAAAUCAAUGAAAUCAAACCUUUCCUAAAACAGAUGUACACUUGCUAUGCUUCAGCCUCUGUAGUUUUAUUAGGAGGUUGCUUUCUCAUCUGAGCUUCUCCAAGACAUAUUUGUAUCAACCUGGUUGACGUGAAUGAGCCACAUUGUAUUAGUCUGAUUAACACUGAAUGGACAGCAGCCUCUCAUUGGAAUGGACUCUCCCAUGUAGAGCACCAUGGAGGUCCCUCAUGCGACAGAUAGUCUUAAUUAGAUUAAACAAAAGGCUUUUCCUAGGGUAAUCAGUCAGUUGGCCCUUGUUCACUACGGCACCCCAGGAGUCACACAGCAGGGAAGCCAGGGGCUUUAUGACUGUGAUUUGUUUUUUAAUUUAAUUGUGAGAGACUUUCUGUUGAAAUGGCAAAGGGACUGAUGUAGUCUAGAAUAAAUAGGGGUGUUUAGUCGAAAAGAUUUGACUGUAAUGUUGUAUUAGAAGCUCUUCAUCAGGCAGACUAAACUUGAAGUUAUUUAAAUUAUACUUCUUUUAGUGUAGUAGUCAUAUUCAAGGGUAGCAGGUUCAGGUUCAAGUUACUUUAUUUAUACCCGUAGGUUGAUUUGGUCUGCAGUAGUGAGUCAUCCAUCCUUGCACGCACAUAUUCAAUACAAACAGAGACCACAGAUAAGCGUAAUACAAAACACUAAAGAAAUUAAUAAAAACAUAAUAAUAAUAAUAAUAAUAAUAAUGAAUUCACCUGGCAUAGGAUUGUAAAGCUAUGGAUUUGUUCAUCUAAGUGAAAGCUGCUGCAGUGAAGCAGUUUUUAAACUGUGUUGUUCAACAGUUUGGGGCUAGAAAUCUUUCUCUCAAACAGUGGCUCAUAAGUUAGUUUGUCAGGUGGUCUCGCAAUUUGUUUGAAUGAGUUUCUGUUCUUUACAGAUAAAUGUCUUAGACCUGACACCAAGGACAAGGAGAAAAUGGAUUCAGUGAGAAUAGGAUUAAAUGAAAUCAUCAUGGUUGUAUCAUUGUGGAGUUUAGUUUUUUGCACACAGCUUCACAGUUUGCUUCAGUUUCGCUUUGAAUCAAUAAUUGUUCUGAGAUAUUUCUAUGAUUAAGCACAUUCCCUCACUCAUAAUGGACGUGAUCUCUUGUGUAUGAGUGCACUUUCUAAAAUCGGUGAUCAUAUAUUUUGUCUUAGUUACAUUUAAUUGAAGACUCAUUAUACCUUUUUAACAAAAUCAUCGAGUACUGGGCCGUAGCUGAUCCCAUUAUCCUGGAGCUGACUAACAAUAACAGAGUUAUUCACAUACUUUAAAAUGGUCCCGUUUUCAUACCUGCUCUAACACAUAUUUGUGUGCAGGAUAAAUAAUGAGCGCAAGAGUGUGCAUCCCUGUGGGUAGCCAGUUGAGGAGCAGACUUGAUUGGAUUUGAUCCCAUUUCUCCAGACUUUUUGAAUCGUGUUAGUUAAAAAGUCAAGAAUCCAGCCCAGAAGACUUUUUAUUCAGGUCAAAUUGUUCUCUUCUGAUUAAAACAUGAGGAUUGGGCUGAAAGCUGAAAACUAGCACAAGGAAGUGUUUAACAUGCAGGUUGAACAAGGUUAUUGUGACAUAUACUGCUCCUAUCUGUGGCCUGUAAGCAAACUGCAUAGGGUCAAGGACAUGCCCAGUUUACCUUAAAAUAUCGAUUUUAAUGUGGGUUUGUUUGUUUUAAGAUUUUCAUCAUUAAUUGGGAAAAGUAGAUUUAGAAAACGGGGACUAAAACAUCCUCAUACAUUAGGUCCAUGCUGUGCCUGUAAAACCCUAUUGUUAAAAAAAGAUUUAUCAGGUCCAUGAGACUUCUUACUCAUAUGGAUCAGAAGGCCUGUUUCACAUCCCUCGCAUCAUGUUAAAGUGGUGUUUAUGUUCAGGCUUACAACACAGUAGCAGGAUUUCUGGUAUUGCAAGCAAGAUGUUAUUAUGUAUUCACUUUGUCCUCAUGUAUGAUUCUAUGAGCCCAGGAAUUCUUCCUUAAAUGUUCACUUGGACUCAAGUAUAGACUGAUUAGAAUGUGAUGAUCAAAGGUUCUGUUGAUUUUGAUAAAAUAUUGAAGUAAUCCCAUUUUGUUUACAACAGGUCUCUGUGAAAUCUUAAUUUUACAAAUUUGGCUGGAAUGACUUUAAAGACAAGGGGCUUUAUGCUCCUAUCCCAAGAAGUGAAAAGUGUUACCUGAUUUUUGUGCACUUAUUUAUUACAGCAGGGUGUAAGAGUUUGUACUGUUUUUCUAUCCUUUAUGGUCAGCUUAUUUUCUCUCAUCUGUCCCUGGUUUUAGAGUAUGUGUGUAUGUGUUCACUGUGUCCUCUGAUCUCUGUAAAGAAGUUAAGAUAACAUUACUGAAGGCAAACGUAACCCAAUAAUUUACUGUAAGUGCAGUAAAAGCUUGCCAACAAGCGUUUCUGUAUAAAAUGACAGGGGAGAAUGGGCUGACUACGCAGAGCAUACCUUCAAGUGCAAAGCAAUAAACUUAAGAUCUGGAUGCAUGGUGAUCUCUGGCUCUGUGGGUGAUCCUCAGUCACCAUGAAAGAAUAGGAACUCAGCUCUCCCAGGGAAAUGGCUUGUUUCAUAAUAUCCCUUCUACCUGGCAUAUGACUCCAGCUGCCUGUGAAGGGCCUGUUGGCUGUUUAUGGGAACUGUCACUGUGUUCACACUCUUGAGGAUUUAAGAAUUUCCAGGACAGCCCUUUUUUUUUUGGGUGUUUUUAAACCCCUGCUGUCAAGUCAAAGCAGCAACACUUUGCAAUAGACUGGGGAGGCAGUAAGAAGAUGGCGAACAACUCGUACAGUGGGGUGAAGAACUCCAUAGUGGAGGCCAACCAUGAUGGAGAGUUUGGCUGCACACUAAAAGAACUGCGUGGGUUAAUGGAACUGAGGAGCGCUGAGGCAGUAACCAAAAUUGCGGAAUAUUAUGGGGAUAUUCAAGGACUCUGCAACCGGUUAAAAACAUCACCAAUAGAUGGUCUAAGCGGACAGCCUGCAGAUAUUGAGAAGCGGAAAACAGUGUUUGGGGAAAAUCUUAUACCUCCCAAAAAGCCCAAAACGUUCUUGCAGUUAGUGUGGGAGGCACUACAGGAUGUCACGCUGAUUAUCCUUGAAGUGGCAGCCAUAGUUUCACUAGGCCUUUCUUUUUAUAAACCUCCAGAUGCAGAGAGAGAAAACUGUGGAAAAGCUGCUGGUGGUGGUGGGGAUGAAAAUGAGGCAGAGGCGGGGUGGAUCGAGGGUGCCGCCAUUCUUCUGUCAGUUAUCUGUGUGGUGCUGGUAACAGCAUUCAAUGACUGGAGUAAAGAAAAGCAAUUUAGAGGCCUCCAGAGCCGCAUUGAGCAGGAACAGAAAUUUACUGUUGUCCGUGGAGGACAAGUUAUUCAAAUUCCUGUGGCGGAGAUUGUGGUUGGGGACAUUGCACAAGUAAAAUACGGUGACCUCUUGCCUGCUGACGGAGUCUUCAUCCAAGGCAAUGAUCUGAAGAUCGAUGAAAGCUCACUCACAGGGGAGUCUGACCACGUCAAGAAAACACUAGAAAAAGAUCCAAUGCUGUUAUCAGGCACCCAUGUAAUGGAAGGCUCAGGGAAAAUGUUGGUCACUGCUGUGGGUGUCAACUCUCAAACUGGAAUUAUCUUCACUUUACUCGGAGGCGGGGAAGAGGAUGAUGACGACGAAGAGGAAAAGAAAAAGGAGAAGGAAGAGAAGAAGAAACAGAAAAAAAAUAAGAAGCAGGAUGGUUCUGUAGAAAAUCGAAAGAAAGCUAAAGCCCAGGAUGGUGCUGCAAUGGAAAUGCAGCCUCUGAACAGUGACGAAGGAGCAGAUGCAGAGGAGAAGAAGAAAGCCAACCUGCCAAAGAAAGAGAAGUCUGUUCUCCAGGGAAAACUGACCAAACUAGCAGUACAGAUUGGAAAAGCAGGUCUGGUUAUGUCAGCCAUCACUGUUAUCAUCCUGGUGGUGCUGUUUGUAGUGGAUACCUUCUGGAUCCAGAAUCUAUCCUGGGUUAAGGAGUGCACACCUGUUUACAUUCAAUUUUUUGUGAAGUUCUUCAUCAUUGGUGUCACUGUUCUUGUGGUCGCUGUUCCCGAAGGCCUGCCACUUGCUGUAACAAUCUCCUUAGCGUAUUCUGUUAAGAAAAUGAUGAAGGAUAACAAUCUGGUGCGUCACUUGGAUGCCUGUGAGACUAUGGGAAAUGCUACUGCCAUCUGUUCUGACAAGACUGGUACACUCACCAUGAAUCGCAUGACUGUGGUGCAGGCCUACAUCGCUGAAAAGCACUACAAGAAGGUCCCUGAACCAGAGAACAUCCCCUCCUCCACUUUAGACAUCCUGAUUCUGGGCAUUGCAGUCAACUGCGCCUACACUACUAAAAUCAUGCCUCCAGAGAAAGAAGGGGGUCUGCCACGACAGGUGGGUAACAAGACCGAAUGUGCCUUGCUCGGCUUUUCUACUGAGUUAAAACGCGACUACCAGGCUAUCCGCAACGAGAUUCCUGAAGAGAAACUCUACAAGGUCUACACCUUCAACUCAGUUCGCAAGUCUAUGAGCACUGUGUUAAAGAUGGCUGACGGCAGCUACCGUAUGUUCAGCAAAGGAGCCUCAGAAAUUCUCCUAAAAAAGUGCUAUAAAAUCUUGACAGCUAAUGGUGAGCCAAAGGUGUUCCGCCCACGGGACAGAGAUGACUUGGUUAAGAAAGUGAUCGAGCCCAUGGCCUCAGAGGGCUUGAGAACAAUCUGCCUUGGAUACAGAGAUUUUCCUGCUUCUGAUGGGGAGCCUGACUGGGACAAUGAAAAUGAUAUCCUCAGUGGACUAACCUGCGUCUGUGUGGUUGGCAUUGAAGAUCCUGUUAGACCAGAGGUUCCAGAUGCUAUCAGGAAAUGCCAGCGUGCUGGCAUCACCGUGCGGAUGGUGACUGGGGACAACAUCAACACAGCUCGAGCCAUCGCCACCAAGUGUGGCAUCCUACAGCCUGGAGAUGACUUCCUCUGCGUGGAGGGAAAAGAGUUCAAUCGCAGGAUACGCAAUGAAAAGGGAGAGAUUGAACAAGAACGCAUUGACAAGAUCUGGCCCAAACUUCGAGUAUUGGCUCGCUCUUCCCCCACAGACAAACACACCUUAGUCAAAGGUAUUAUUGAUAGCACAGUGGCAGAACAGAGACAAGUAGUAGCAGUGACAGGAGAUGGUACGAAUGAUGGUCCUGCCUUGAAAAAAGCAGAUGUUGGUUUCGCCAUGGGCAUUGCUGGGACAGAUGUUGCCAAGGAGGCAUCUGACAUCAUUCUGACUGAUGACAACUUUUCCAGCAUCGUUAAAGCUGUCAUGUGGGGUCGAAACGUCUAUGACAGCAUUUCCAAGUUCCUUCAGUUUCAGCUAACGGUCAAUGUGGUGGCUGUCAUUGUAGCAUUUACAGGAGCGUGCAUCACACAGGACUCUCCACUGAAAGCUGUACAGAUGUUGUGGGUCAACUUGAUCAUGGACACUUUUGCUUCACUAGCUCUGGCCACAGAGCCCCCUACAGAAGCCCUGCUGCUAAGGAAGCCAUACGGCCGCAACAAACCUCUUAUCUCCCGCACCAUGAUGAAGAACAUCCUGGGUCAUGGAGUUUAUCAGCUAGUCAUCAUUUUUACAUUGCUCUUUGCUGGAGAGAAAUUGUUGGACAUUGACAGUGGCAGGAAUGCACCCCUCCAUGCCCCACCCUCAGAACACUACACCAUUGUCUUCAAUACCUUUGUAAUGAUGCAGCUUUUCAAUGAGAUCAAUGCCCGUAAGAUCCAUGGUGAAAGGAAUGUCUUUGAAGGCAUCUUCAACAACCCAAUCUUCUGUAGUAUUGUCUUGGGUACCUUUAUUAUUCAGAUUGUUAUUGUGCAGUUUGGAGGGAAGCCAUUCAGCUGCGUGGCUCUGACGGCUGACCAGUGGCUGUGGUGUACUUUCUUAGGUUUCGGCUCUCUUCUGUGGGGACAGGUUAUCUCUUCAAUACCCACCAGCCGCUUAAAAUUCUUGAAAACAGCAGGCCAUGGCACCCAAAAAGAGGAGAUCCCAGAUGAAGAGUUGGAGGAGCUGGAGGACAUGGAUGAGAUCGACCAUGCUGAACGGGAGCUUCGUCGAGGCCAGAUCCUGUGGUUCCGAGGCCUCAAUCGCAUCCAAACUCAGAUGGAUGUAGUGAGUGCGUUCCAGAGUGGAACUUCCUUUCAGGGGGCUCUAAGGCGGCAGGCCUCCAACUCCAGCCAACAACAGCACGAUAUCCGAGUGGUGAAGGCAUUCCGCAGCUCCAUCUCCCUCUAUGAGGGGUUGGAGAAGCCAGAGUCGCGAUCAUCCAUCCACAACUUUAUGACCCACCCCGAAUUUCGGAUAGAGGACUCUGAGCCCCAUAUCCCCCUCAUUGAUGACACAGACGCGGAGGACGAUGCUCCCACCAAGCGCAAUUCGGCCAGCCCGCGCAACGCUACCCCCACACCGCCCUCACCCACACCUUCGCCUGCCACCACCAUUGCCCCCACCACGCCAGUCUCUCCUUCCCCGAACCAGAACAAUAACGCUGUGGAGAGCAGUAACCACCUCCUCCCCGAGGGCCUCAAGUCAGGAACCCCCUCAGCCCCAGGGAGCCCACUACACAGCCUGGAGACCUCGCUUUGAUCUGACCCAGCUCCACACGUCACCACCUCUUUUCUACCCGCCACCAAGGAGCUCAACUCAGACAAAUCGAACGGACACUAGGAGCGUCGAGACGAAGGGUUAGACGGAGAGCGGCGUCUUGUGUGAGCUUGGCUUGGGUUGGACUUAAAGAACAGCAAACAUUCAGAGGAAUGUACGGCUUGGUGUGGAUUCUUUGGUCUUCUUUUAUUUUUGGUUAUUAUUAUCCCACUGCAACACAAGGACUCUGUCUUCACCCCUCCCUCCUUGGUAACACUUGUUUUUCUCAGUAACAAGGGGUGACUAUAAACUAAGAUUGAAAGUGACCUGUUUUUAUUAUUAUAUUAUAUUUUAAUUGAGAAAGGGAGGUGCUCCUCCUGGCUUGAAGAUCGUCUGUAAGAGUUAUGAACGAACCUUUAGCUUCUCUUUUAUCUGAAUGGUGUUGUAUAUUUAUCUCUUUGGCCCUUGCUCAUUUUGAAACUUAUUUCUGCUCCAUCGGCUGUUAAUAUUUUGAGUUAUUUAUGUUUUUGGAGGGAAAAAAAGCAGGUCUGUUUACAAAGUUUGUAGAUACUUUUUUUCUGUUUGUAGGCAAAGAGCUUCCUGAUGUAUGAUGCAGAAAACUGGGACAGAUUAAGAAACGAAUGAGAGGAUUAUUUCAGAUACUGCUGUAUUUUCAGGAAAAAAAAGGGGUGUUUCUAUUGAAACUUAACUAUUUUUGCCUGCAAGUUUUAUUUGUUAUAUAUUUGUAGAUAAAUAUAGAACCUUCUAGCCAAACCGAUAAACACUAAGGCUUGUAUAGAAAAAAGAGGUCCAUCUGACGAGGUGUUUUCACAGGAGACGGGACGGGAAAGAUAAUUAAGGCCUCUAGUCCACUAACAUCGCUAUAAAUAUUUAACUUCUUCCAUUUCUUCGCUAGUUUUCAUGUGCACAAAACCUUCUGGAGUUCUGGAUUCUCUUUUUCAGUCAUUAUGUUGUGUUCAGGAAUUUCCACAUGUUGAAAGGUUCAGUUAUUUAAAGGGAGUUUAGAAAAUAAUCCCAGGCUCUUAUUUAUCUUGCCGAAAGCUGGGAGGAGGAAACAAAGUCUUACCUCAGAGUCAGAUACAAGGUCCUUUAUGAAGCCGCUUAAGCGUAAAGUAGGAGUUCUUCUUUCCGAUUUGGAACCAUAAAAUGAAAAUCUCUUCUUUUAGCUGGUAUGUUGCACUCACAAGCAUAGAUUAAUUUGACGAAGGGCUUGUGGGUGCGUUAACGCUAAAACAUGUUCUGCCAAAAGCACCAAAAUGACUUUAAUCAACUUUUUUGUUCUCUUUUUUUUUUUUUUUAUGACCGCUGCAGUUCAAACUAGCACUGUAUUAUCUACUGAACAAGUGUGUCUAUUUCUCAGUAAGACCUUCACAUAGGCUAAACGUCAGUGUGCCUUGGCUUCAGUAAUAAUUUAGACAAUCUUGGUCCCAUCAUUUAUCGCCUUUAGGAGACUCCUUAUGGGGGGAGAGAAAAAAAAGACCUCCACAGCUAAAAGCAGGACCAAAGUCAUCCUCCAUCUAACAUGUGGGGACAGCAGAGACUGAUUUCCUCCCUCUGGAUGCUUGAUAAAUACGGACACUGGUCUUUUUCGUUCUUUUUUUUUUUUCCCCUAAAUGGUGCAUUUUAUUUAUAUUUUUGAAUUUUCUCAGCCCCCCUCCCACUCCCCGCCAAUGUAGAAUACUGACAUUUGUUUACUCAGGCAUAGAAAAAGUAUUUAAUUUAAAUGAGAGGGGAAAACCCCUUUUUGCUUCAGAGCUUGUGUAUUUAGAUAGCAAAAACAUCUUCAUCUUUGGUCAAAAACAAAGUGAACCAUUUUUCAUAUUUCAUUCUCUUUACGCUUUAGGUAAAUAUUAAUUUUAUUCCUCUGACUAUUUCUGGUUUGUUGGCAUUUUAAAAAAUUUAAAUCCACCAACAACCACCACCCUAUUCAGAAGACUCCUUUAAACCAUUAUUAAUAACAAACGUUGCUGCAUUUGGUUUGUUUGUAAAACUAUUUUUGACACCUGAUGUACUGGAAGCGCUAAAGAAUUCGACAUUUGUGCAUUUUUCAAGAAUAAAAGCCGAGGCAUACACUGGUAUCUAUCUGCACAGGGUACUUAUUUCAUAACGUUCCUUUGGGGAAAAAGAAUUUUGAUACAAAUCGUAAUAAAAUUGUACCUUUGUAUUUUUAUGGCAAUGCUGAUGAUACCUUUCAUCAUACCUAACAAAUUUUGGAUGAUUUGACACCAAUCAUGUUCUAUGGGGAACGGGGGUUUUGGCCACUAAAAUGUUUUGGGAUUUUUUUAUUUAUUUAUUUUUUUUGUUCUGGAAGAUUCAUCUCAGGGUGCAAAUGAUGUGAAAGAGAAGAGGCCUCUCUUUAGUUUGCAUUUUAGAACACGCUUAAAUGUUUGGGAUGGUGCUUGCCAACCACACACAAGGGAUAAACUCGGGCAGCGGGCUGCAGAUUUUUCCUGCAGCCGUCUGGCCGGCUUCACCUGAAGGGCCGCGGACAGGGAAGUGGAAGGUGGAAAUGUAAAGUCAUAAAUGGUUUGUUUUCCUUGUUUUACAGACGACAAAAUAGCAGCUAGGAUUGAGAGUGAGAAAUUGGAAAAAAGCGAGAGGAAUCCAUGUGAGGAGUUUGUUCUGUAGCUUCUUCCUGUAAUGGGAAUGAAUGUUUUUUUCCAUCUGUUUUAUGGAUUAUUAUUUUUUUAUCUUUUAACAUUUGGAAAUAAAAGUACUUCAUGUCUGUUUUAUCUUGAGCAUUUUAAAUGGAUAUCGUGAUUGGAUUUACAUUUGAAACUUGUCGAGUAAUGUGUAUGGUUUUUAAAAAUAAAAAAUGUAUUUAGCCUAA
Molecule: messenger RNA, 10527 nt
Organism: Haplochromis burtoni (Burton's mouthbrooder)
Lineage: Eukaryota; Metazoa; Chordata; Actinopteri; Cichliformes; Cichlidae
Gene: atp2b1a
Product: ATPase plasma membrane Ca2+ transporting 1a
Exons: 22
Coding region: 3837-7679 (1280 amino acids)
Biological process (GO): calcium ion transmembrane transport; regulation of cytosolic calcium ion concentration
Cellular component (GO): membrane; intracellular membrane-bounded organelle
Molecular function (GO): ATP hydrolysis activity; P-type calcium transporter activity; PDZ domain binding
Source: RefSeq, a predicted model, not a curated record